AUGCCAACGUAUAUUUACGACUAUGGUGGUGGAGGCGGCGGCAGUCGUGGUGGCGGAGGCGGCGGUCGUGGUGGCGGAGGCGGCGGUCGUGGUGGCGGAGGCGGCGGUCGUGGUGGCGGAGGCGGCGGUCGUGGUGGUAGCGGCGGUGGUCGUGGUGGCGGUAAAGCCCCUAACAGAAAUAAAUGCAUAGUUUGUUUCAAGCGGGGGCAUACCGCCACACAGUGCCAUUACGCCAAGCGCGCCGCCGCAGCGGCCACGGAUGCUGCCGCUGAGGCUGCAAGUAGAGCAGCCAGGGCAGAGAAGGCCGCAGAAGCGGCCAUUGCUCUCGCAAAAAAGUUGAGGGAGGAGGCCGCCCUGGCUGCUCAGCAGCAGCAGCAGCCGGAGCUGCAGCAGCAGCAACCGCCGCAGCAACCGCCGCAGCCUUAAUAACAUGCUUAUAAAACAAAAUAAUAUAAAAUACAAAAAAAAAAAAUUUAUUCAGUGUGUUUUCAUUUCCUGACCAUCAUUAUAGUUUAAUAAUUGGAGUUACUAAUUUGUAGGUGUCUUGUAAUUUAAAGAUAUGCGUACAUAUAAUGAUUACGAUGUUCAAAAUUUAAAAUAGUAAAUAAUUACAUCGAUAUUAUAUGGUACCUUUAAUGCUUUUAAUCUAAUAUUUGACAUUAUUAGAUAAAUAAUAUAAAUAAAAUAAAUAAUAAUAUAAUAAAUAUUAUGGUAGUAAGAUAAAAUAAAUAAAAUAAAAAAUGAAAAAAGUCAAU
Molecule: messenger RNA, 755 nt
Organism: Aphis gossypii (cotton aphid)
Lineage: Eukaryota; Metazoa; Arthropoda; Insecta; Hemiptera; Aphididae
Product: POU domain, class 4, transcription factor 1-like
Exons: 2
Coding region: 1-426 (141 amino acids)
Molecular function (GO): zinc ion binding; nucleic acid binding
Source: RefSeq, a predicted model, not a curated record